Molecule: messenger RNA, 4390 nt
Organism: Equus caballus (horse)
Lineage: Eukaryota; Metazoa; Chordata; Mammalia; Perissodactyla; Equidae
Source: RefSeq, a predicted model, not a curated record
AAAUUCACAAUUAGGAACACACUGUUAUCUCCAUUAUGAAAGAUGUAUGAGCUUAGCAAAAAUUCUCAAGGGAAACAACAAAAUAUUAACUGAGAUUAUCUUGAGAUUCUGGAAUCUGUGGGAUUUUGUAUUUUGCUUUAUACUUUUUUGAUUUGUCCAAGUUUUCUACAAGGAGGAUAAAUGGCUUUGAUAAUCAGAAGAGAUUAAUAAAAGUUACUGUUACUGGUUAAGCAAUUAGAUAUUUGUCCUGUCUGAGAUCCCUUCCCCAGCCCUACCAAUGGAAGCAGAAGGUAGUUACUAAUCUAACUGAAGCACAGUUACAGUUACCAAACGCCCUGUCCGCCAGAGGCAUUUUUAAAGGCUGUCAUUGGAGAUGGUAGAUUCCUUUCAACAAACAUUUCUUAGCAAACUUGGAGACUGUCUUUGUUUUGUCUUUGUCUAUGAACUUUGCUAAUAGAGGCACAUGUUGGCAUACUCCUUGAAAGUGAAGGAGAUGCAGAUGACAGGACUAAGCCCAGCAGUUACCUCUUAUUUCUAAUAUUUCUUUAUUCAUUGGACUGCUGUGCCAUGUCUUUUUAAAUUUAACUAUAUCCUAUAUUAUGUUUUUAUUGAAAAAUAUGGUUUAAAACAUGAAGUAAUCCCUGUUUUUGUGCCCAUGUUUCUUGGAUUGUGUUUUUAGGUUCUAAAAGUAUUUAAAUUGGUUCUCCCAAUGACUCCUUUCAAGAAGUUAUUCCUACAUGUAAGAUUAAAUCUGUCAUGGUGAUUUUUGUGGACUCACGUAUUUAGUUUACUGCACAGGUAAAUCCUCCUCAUGAUGCUGUUUCUCAAAUUAUACAUUUAUAUCAUUAUUUUGAGAAUCACAUCACUCUUUAUCAAAUACUUCUGAUAAAGUAUCACACAUAUCACAUACUUUAUCAAAACAUCCUUUUUUCCAAGGUGAGCUAAGGUGGAAAAUCAAAUUAAUGCAUCUUAAGUUGGCAAUGCAUUUCAAAACCUCAUGUCAUAAUUACCAGAUUCAGCUGAAAAGUAAAUUGCAGUGUGUGCACACAGAGAUCUAAAAUCAGGUGCUGGGGCAUCAGCAUGCACAAAGAAUCUCUGUGUUCUCAUGCCUUUGGAGAUUUCUCAGUAUAAGGAAAGUUUAAGAAAAAGUACUUCAAGAUUGGUUUGUGAAUAUGUUGCUUUACCUAAAUCCAUCUUCUCACUUCAAUUUGUUCAUGUGUCUCUACUGGAAAAGGAAGUUCAAAGGGUAUUGUAUUAUGGAAAUAAUACAGGCUAGUAGUCAAAAGAACUGGGUUCUAAUUCUGACUUAACCACUAUUUGAGUGACUUCCAGUAAGUCACUUAACCUCUCUGGUUCUCAUUUAAACCAAAUGAUCUAUUCAAGUUAUUUCUAAUGUGAACAUUCAGUGAUUUGAUGAGAUCUAACUUUUGGAUAAAUUGUGGAGAGUAGGGGCUGCUCUUCACAGUCCCUCCUCCUCUGGGGUCUAGCCCUUUUGUUCCUCAUCCCUAGUCAGAGCCACUCUGUCCCUAACCAACUACCUACUGGAGGGAAAUCUCACAGCAGGGAUGCAACAGUGAUGAGGGAGCCAUACUGAAACAACGUCCUCCAUAUGGCCCAGUAGGAGAGAGUUCUGAAGGGGUACGAGCUACAAAAGGAGCAGAAGAGGAAACCAGAAAUGAGGAACUGGAAAUUUCUGAAAAACAACUCUGAUGGUUAUCUAGAAGCUGAAUUGAAUCGUAGACACCAGAGUUUGGAAUUGCAUUUUGAAUUGCAGAAUUAGAGGUAACUGCCUCCCACCUGUAUGAUAACGUCAAUUUAAUUUGAAAUUUGAGUGUGGUUUUAUAGGCAUUCCAUUCUCUGGUAGUGCCGGAGAGCAGUUAUUUAUUUAUCAGACUCCCAUGGAGCACAUUUGAAUUUGGAAAAGGAAAUGAUUAAAAAAAACCAAAAAACAACCUGGGUGCUUCUGAUAUGGAUACUAUCAUGGAUGUUAAUAGUAUUUGGAAGUAAAAUGAAUGAGGUUACCUUAUUACAGGCUCAAUAUUCAUCCAUUAAAACAUGCAAUUGAUGAAUUCAGCCUGGUUAUCAGGCAGUUUAAGCCUUUUCCAAUAGAAUAGGAAGUUAGAAUCAAUGCUUCUUUCAUUGGGUUUGCAUUGAGUAGACUAAAUAAGGUUUAUUUAACUCAUGCAACUCUGACUGGUCCUUUCUCUCCCUAAUUUUGGAACAGAAAAGUCCACAAUUAAUUUCAGACUCUGACAGGAGAGACAAGGAGGAGCAGAUAGGUUCUGGGAGAACUUAAAAUCUUUGCUGCACCCCUCACUGACCCUGGUGUGUGCCCCUUCAUCGUGGGGAUAGCUCUUGCCAUCAUUUAAAAAAAAAAUUGAACUGGGUUUCUAGAGACGUACUGGUCUUGCCUCUGCAGACUCAUAAUUCCUUUAUCUGGGAUUCCUGGGAGGAAACAGCAGAUAGAGACUUAAAAGCCAGAUGUCCCUGCACCCGCAUCUCCUUGUUUUUCAUUCUUAUCCAGGCAGAAAGGUGAUGGAACACUUUGUCUCUAGCAAAGGGAUAUUUUCAGAUACUGAGGUGUUGCCCGAGACAACUGAUCAGAGAAGUUAGGAGGGAGAGUGAAGAGGAGGUUCAGAUCCGCCCCCUGUAACUGGGUGCUGCUUUCCCCCACAGGACUGUGCAUUGAUAGACCUCCCUUCCCUCACACUUUCCCUUCCUCUCCCCUCUCAUUUGCUGUCUCUUUUCUGCCCUCAGUUUGGCCUUUCAUAGUAAGAGGUCAAUAUGUUUUCACACUUGGGAAAUUUCAUUCAAGAAUUUUUGUCAAUGGACAAGUCAUAAGGAGCCCUUCCAUUUUAGGGCUCGUUGACGUCACUAAGGAGGCGAUAAAUAUCUGUUGAUAUAAUUGGAUGUGAGAUUCAGUGUUGAGAUAGCAAAAAUUCUGCCCCUCGUUCCCUGGCAGGGCCCUAUGAUUUAUGCAGGAGCAGAGGCAGCACGCAAUCGAGCUGUCAAGAGAGCGUCAGCUUAUUAGGCAAAUGCUGCGUGGUUUCUGAAGAGGGUCGACGCUAUAAAAUCCCACUCCAGGCUCUGGUGUGGAGAAACUCAGAGCCCAAGUCCGUUGAGAGGCUGAAGAGAAAGAGAAGAGGGAGAGAAAAAGAGAGUGGGGACAGAAAGGAGAAGGGAAGAAAAUCCCUGAAAAAGCCCCGGAGACGUUCCUCUGCAGAGAGGCGGCAGCGCCCGGCUCACCUGCAGAAGCGCCUCAGAAGCUAGCGCCCCUAACAUGCGGCUGCCGCUGCUUGUGUCCGUGGGCGUCCUGCUGGUGGCUCUCCUGCCCUGCCCGCCAUGCAGGGCCCUUCUCACCCGGGGGCCCAUCCCGGGCGCCCGGCAGGCCCUGCAGCACCCCCAGCCCCUGGAUUUCUUUCAGCCGCCGCCGCAGCCUCAGCAGCCCCAGCAGCCGCAGGCUCGGCCCGUCCUACUCCGCAUGGGGGAGGAAUACUUCCUCCGCCUGGGUAACCUCAACAAGAGCCCCGCUGCUCCCCUCUCGCCCGCCUCCUCUCCUCUCGCUGGCGGCAGCGGCAUCCGCCUUUCGCCGGACGAGGCUGCCGCCAACUUUUUCCGCGCGUUGCUCCAGCAGCUGCCGCUGCCCCGGCGCCCGCUCGACAGCCCAGCGGGUCCCGCGGAGCCCGGCGCCGAGAAUGCCCUCGGCGGCCGCCAGGAGGCACCGGAGAGGGAGAGGCGAUCCGAGGAACCUCCCAUUUCGCUGGAUCUCACCUUCCACCUCCUCCGAGAAGUCUUGGAAAUGGCCAGGGCCGAGCAGUUAGCGCAGCAAGCUCACAGCAACAGGAAACUGAUGGAGAUUAUUGGGAAAUGAAACGGUGCGUUUGGCCAAAAAAGAUUCUGCAUUUAGCACAAAAAAUAAAAAUAAUAAAAACAAUACAGUAUUCUCAAUCAUAGCAUUGCUCUGAUACCAUUUGUUUAUUUUUAUAUAGCUUGAAACGUAGAGGAUGUACAGCAAGAGAGGCUGUACUCCUUAAUUAGCAUGCACAAAGUGUAUUCACGAGCAGUAACAGCAACACAAUGUUAUUUGUAUUGUCUACUUUUAGUUUCCAUUUCCAGGUGUCUUUGAUGUGUUUUAAAGAGAGUAUGGACUCGGGAGGAAACAUUUUGAAGAAGCUGAUCAGAAGUCACCCAAUUUAUUUUGUUAUGGUCUGAGCCAAAGAGAAUGUCAUUCUCUUGCGUGGGUGAGACAAAAAUCUGUAAGCUCUUUGAAUCAACUUUGCCUUGUAAACGUUUCAGUAAUAAAACAUCUUUCCAACCCUUGGUCAAUUUGGUUGUGUAAGAGAAUGUAGAAUAUUUAUAUUUUUAAUAAAAGCUGCAAAGGUAAUCGUGA